AUGUCACUCAGUAAUCCAUCACCAACACUGGGGGGAGCGAACGGAAGACCUCGUAGAAGUGUCAAGCCUGUCGAUAGAUUCGGUGUCUCUGACAAUACUGCAUAUCCCGAUGACUUGGCAUUGUCCACCACUGAGGAAGAAGGUUCGGGUUCAGACUCUGACUGGAAUGAUGACAGUGAUGAUAACUACAUCUCAAAGAGUCAUGACGACGAUGACCAUGUCAGUGAGACAGACUACGAUGCCACUCCAACAAAGAAGAGGAAACAAGCAAGUGGCCCCAAUAGCAACAAGAAGAGUAAUGGUGUUGUCCCUGAGAAGAAAAAGAAGAAGCAACAGAGUCCAGAGACAAACAAGAAGAUCAAGAAAGAGUCGUCUGCUGGUGGUAGCAGUAGUAAGUUUGGAACGUCACCUGACAUGAAGAAGAAGAAGAAGAACAUCGUCAUGCCACAGUCACAGAUUGACACAACAUCACAAUGGGUCACCAAGGCGGUCAAGCCGUCAAACAACAAUGCCACAGAUGAUCGCAACUUCUCAUUCACCAGAACCAACUCCACUGGCAGCAGUGUCGGAGGAGGAGGAGGAGGAGGAGGACCCAACAGACUGGCAUCAAUUCGCACAGUUGGACAGAAGGACUUCUUUCAGCAGUUCUUAUUCAAACCAAAGGCUGACACUAUUGACCUCUUGGACGACGACGAUGACUUUUCAUCAUCGUCAAAGACGACCCAAUCAACGGCUGCCAUCAGUCCAAAGCGCACACCGACGUCCAAUAUUGUAAGGACGACCGAUCCAUCACCACGCAGGAGGGAGGGAGAGGAGCAGAAGGAACAGUCACCCAACAUUGAGGUGCCCGUCGAUGAUGAAGAGCUACCUGUCGUCAAUAGAAAGCGAGUACAUAAGCCACUGUUCAACAACACUCCACCAAAGAAGAAUCAACAGAUCAACAAACAAGUGAUAUCAAUCGACAUUGACGAGUUGAUAUUUGAUGAUGAUGACGACGACGUCAACGACAAGAAGAAGAUGGAGGAUGAAGACGAUCAGUCAACAGAGGAGGAGAAAGAGGUGGAGAGACAUGCCAAGCAGGCCAGGAAGUCAUUUGUCAAGCAAUCAAAGGUCACUGACGUUGAUGUUGAUGUUGAUGUUGACAAUGAUCACUCAGUGGAUGGUGGUGCCAUCAUGGAGGAUGACCAGGCAACAGAGGAUGAGAAUGACUAUAGAAUCAUGCAGGAUGUGGACAGUGUGGAGUUUGAUGAUGGCAUAUCUCAGUUGCAAAAGUUGAUCAAGGCCUGCGAGAUGUUCUCAGAGAGGAUGCUCAAGAUUCUGUCUGGCUUUGAGGACCCCAAUGGCGCCACGACCACACACGAUGUUGAACACCAGACAAAGGCAUCACACUCCAUUACCAAACAACCAUCGAUCAUCAACAAGUCCAUGAGGUCUUACCAGCUCAUUGGCCUGAACUGGAUGUCCAUUCUAUACAAGGAGAACAUCAGUGGAAUACUGGCUGAUGAGAUGGGUCUUGGAAAGACAGUACAAUCCAUUUCAUUGUUGGCGCACAUCUACGAGAGGUAUAAAGACACAGGACCACAUUUAAUUAUUGUUCCUGCAACGACUUAUUACAACUGGCAACGAGAGUUGGCCAUGUGGUGUCCAACACUAAAGGUGUACCAGUACUAUGGUACACAGAAGGAGCGAGAGUACCAGAGGUACGAACUUAGAAAGAUGAAGCCAGGCGUGGACUUCAACGUCAUCAUUACAACCUACAACCUCAUGUAUAAUUCAAAGGAUAGAGCAUUCCUAAAGAGAUAUAACUAUACGUAUCAAGUGUUGGACGAGGCCCAGAACAUAAAGAACAGCGACUCUAAGAAAUAUAAGAACCUUUAUAAGUUUCAGGCUAAGCACAAACUACUCCUAACAGGUACACCACUACAGAACAAUAUACAAGAGCUAUGGUCAUUGUUGAACUUCUUGAUGCCUCAUAUCUUUGGCAAGGUCAAGAACAAUGAGAUGUUGGAGGAGUUGAUGGGCUCAAAUGAGAAAAACCAAGUCAUUGCCAAGAUGAAGAAGAUCUUGGCUCCGUUCAUUCUGCGACGUCUAAAGACAGAGGUCUCACUGGAGCUCAAGCCCAAGCAAGAGCACAUCGAACUCAUCACAAUGAGCGAGUCACAGAAGGUCUUCUACGACCAACUGAUCACAGACAAUCGUGCAAAGUGGGAGAGGCGACAGGAAAUACGUGCCAGAGAGAAGAGGAGACAAGUUGCAAUGAGGAAGAAGAGGUCAAAGAUCAACAAGACAAAGUCAAAGAAGAAGAAAGGAGAAGAUGAGGACAUUGAUGUUGAUGAGGAGGAGGAAGAGGAAGACUUUAGCAUCGAUGUGGAUAAACAGGACACUUAUGUUGGCAACGAUGGAUACUUGUCCAACCUGUUGAUGCAGUUGCGUAAGAUCGCCAAUCAUCCACUGCUUUGCCAGAAGUUCUUCUACACUGAUGACCAGCUGACCAAGAUCAAGAAGAUCCUAAGACACAACGACAAUGAGUACAGCGAUUACUCACCGGCUGAUAUGGACGAGUUAUUCUCUGGAUUGUCAGACUACCAUGUGCACUGCAUUGCCAAGAAUCAGGAGAAGAAUCUCUUGGAUAAGUACGUCAUCCCCGAUGACCAGCUGGUGCACAGCUCGAGCAAGUGUGUAAAGAUGAACGAGAUCAUUGCCAAGAACAAGGAGCACUCCAAGAUUCUUAUCUUCUCCCAGAUGACCCAGGUGUUGGAUAUCCUCGAGGAGGUGUUGGCCAUCCAGGACAUAUCGUUCUGUCGACUCGACGGCCAGACACCAGUAACAGAGCGCCAGGACAUCAUUGACCUGUUCUCCAGCGACGACACCAUCCCCGUCUUCUUGUUGUCGACACUUGCCGGUGGUCUGGGCAUCAACCUUACCUGUGCCAACGUGGUGAUCUUUUACGAUCUGUCGUUUAACCCCCAGGUGGAUCGCCAGGCAGAGGAUCGAGCCCAUCGUAUCGGCCAGACAAAGGACGUCUAUGUGCAUAAGCUUAUCGUGGAUGAGUCAGUGGACACUACCAUUCUUGAGAUGUGCACCAAUAAGAAGGAGUUGAAUGACACGGUACUUGAGGAAGGAUCAUACGAGACCAAUGCAAUGGAUGGUGACUCUGACGACGAUGGUGGCAGCAGCAACAAGCUGACGACAGGCAAGACUGAAUCCAAGAGAAUAACCAAGUUACUCACUUCUAUUUUUUCAACAACAUCCGCUGCAAAGUGA
Messenger RNA from Acytostelium subglobosum LB1, 3264 nucleotides. RefSeq lists its product as hypothetical. The coding region runs from base 1 to 3264 and encodes 1087 amino acids. The record is from RefSeq and is a predicted model, not a curated record. NCBI's taxonomy places the organism in Eukaryota, Evosea, Eumycetozoa, Acytosteliales, Acytosteliaceae. Gene Ontology annotation, molecular function: DNA binding; ATP-dependent chromatin remodeler activity; ATP binding. Gene Ontology annotation, cellular component: nucleus. The transcript is spliced from 5 exons.